Messenger RNA from Sparassis crispa, 2607 nucleotides. RefSeq lists its product with no specific name. Lineage: Eukaryota; Fungi; Basidiomycota; Agaricomycetes; Polyporales; Sparassidaceae. The transcript is spliced from 2 exons. Bases 1 to 2607 code for a protein of 868 amino acids. Gene Ontology annotation, molecular function: mRNA binding. Gene Ontology annotation, cellular component: exon-exon junction complex. The record is from RefSeq and is a predicted model, not a curated record. Gene Ontology annotation, biological process: mRNA processing.
AUGCCUGCACCGGUCUCCGCGACAGUUUUCACCACCCCUAGCACGAUCGACAAGUUAUCUUCUGGUCCGCAUGCGAAGAAGACACGCCUCGUCAGGCGUCGGGGACGGGGACAGAACGGGAUAGAGAGCGACGACGAGAUCGAACGAGAGGUCAGGUCGGAUUCUGACACGGACGACCAGUCAUCGUUCGACUCAGAGUCGGGAUCAGAUACGACCCAGAGUCCUCCGCCCUUGGAAAUCGAUGGGCAUCCCUCUCUCAACGCAUCAUCAUCGAAGUCUCUUCCUGUCGCAUCGGAUGCUGGUCCCUUCGUUCAUGCCACAGAUUGGGCGGAUAUGGUGGCAGCCGAGAAUCUCAACGGCGUGGAGGAUCUUCCUGUCAUUGAUUUUGCCGAUCUCGACCGUCAUGGUAUUGACCAGCAGCUGCCUCCUCCUCCGCGGUCACGCAAAUCUCAUCGGCCAGCGAAGAAACAUAUUGCCAGCCGCUCUCUAUCUGCGCCUCCGUCUUCGCCGCCCGCCCGGCCUCCGCAGGCUGCCGAGUCAGGCCAUGUGUCCGAUACAGAACAGCCCAUGGCUUCCGCAUCCGUUCAUGCGCCUGAAGAGUCGCACCCCAGUCGACUCAGGGGCCAAUCUGCUCGACAAGCAUACCAGCAGCGCCUGGAGUCGGAUCCUUCAUACGUUCCAACAGUUGGAGAGUUCUGGGGGCAUGACGAUCGUCUGUUGGACAAAGAUUUGCGUAGUUUGAGCGGAUGGUGGAGGGGUCGUUGGCAGUCCCGCGGUCGUGGGAGAGGCGGGUUUUCCAUGCGCGGGAGGGGCGGGUCAGGAUUUUAUCCUGGCCGCGUACCUAUGCACCCCCAGGACAGGGUCGAUGAGCUGGGCGGGCCAAGUUCUGCGGUACCCCCCGCUGAGGUACCACCUAUCGACCAACCGUGGACGCAUGAUGGUUUCGAAGAGAUGAGGCGGCGAGACGACCGGCAGCCCCAAGCGUCCUUCCGCCCUCAGCGUGGUUUCGCAUUCCGCGGCAGAGGCGGUUUCAUUGGUGCUCGAGGUCGCGGCGGUUUUGGUCGCGGUGGGAGCACACCAUCGCCGACAGGAUACCGUCUUGGGUUACCCCCAGGCGCAGCGCCAGGUCGUAUUUGGUACGCCAUGAAGCCUGAGCGCAUGUGGACCAAACAGCACGACGCUUUUCUUUACUUCGAUACCAGCCUGAAACCCCGUCCUGGGCAGGGCCCAGGAUACCGCGUGAAGGUCCCAGGCGGGAAGGAGGAAAUCGUCAGAGCCGCGCCCCGCCGCUUCGGAGCGUCCUCGUCGGCAGCUACUGCACAGGCGUCAUCUAGUCAAGAUGAUGGCGAAAGGCAGUUCACGGUGCGCCUUCCUCGCAAAGCCGGGAAGGAGAAAGCCAAGGAGGAAGUGCAACCAACUGUGGCUCAGACUCUGGUGGCCGAGGAGCCCGCAACCACAGUAGUGGAACUCUCCAUCGAGGAGGUCUUUACUGUCCGCCCGAACGUGGUGCCCAAUCGCAGGAUAGACAUCCCGGUUCAGCCGCAGGACCCGACCUCAUACACAGUCCCACCGCUUCCUGCCCCUGCAUCCUUCUACCCACCAGUUCCUGUUUUGCUGUCCCAGCCGCAGAGUCCCGCAUCGAGUCUGAAUGCGGAUAAACCUUCUGCGCCGCAGGUGCCUACCCAGUCGAUGGUAGCUCAAGCGUCUGGUCCUGGCCCCAGUGUUCAGAUUCAAGAGUCGGUCCCUCGGAAGCCAUCAACUCCAGAGGAGUCUUUGCCGAGUCAGCCAGGUCCAUCCAUUGAGGAAGCACGUGCUGCACCACCGACACUCCAUCCUCUACAGACGGCUUUUUCACCUAUUCCGCAGACGUCUCCGUUGUAUGGCUCGCCGUUCGGCUAUGCACCUGCGUUACCCCCAGGCAUUGGCAUGAGUCAACAUGGGAUGCCCUACGAGCUCGCUACGGGCCGUGCUGUAUUCAUUCAGCCUACUCCGCCGCCGAUGUUUACCCCUCGCCCUAUGAUGCACUCACACAUGGCGCACCCUUCUACCAGUGUUCCAUUUGUCCCCUCUUAUAUGCAGCACCAGCCUUCCCCCGAUUUUGUAUCGCACUCGCAUACGCCACCGAUGAACUCGUUCAUCGACGCUUCUACGGGGACCCCCAUUUUUGCGCCGGCGCGGCAGAGCAGUCGUAUCGAGAUCCGUGCACCUGUGGAUUCGAGCGAGGGCAAGAAGGUUCCUCCGCGACCUUCUGGACUCAGGACGUCGGUGUCGAGUUCUGGACAAUACGGUGCUGCUGAAAUCCAAGUGCAGCAGCCGGCCUCACUGUCGGGUUCGUCCGACACUUUCGGUGCCGCACCCGUCAAUGGAGUUCCAACGCUCAAUGGCGCUUCUCUGCCGAACGACAUGCAGCAACCUGUGGAGCCGCAGCAGUUCCAAGCUGUGGACCCGGCGAUGGUAUAUGCGCCAUACCAGCAGCAGUACUACUACCCGGAGCAGUACGGCUAUCCGGCGUACAUGGAUAUGUCGCCGCCGGUGAUGCAAUACGAGACGUACCCAGCGUCCGCGGAGCACCGUCCCCCUCCUCCUCAACCUAUGAUUUACUACUAG